AUGCCAGAAGCGUCCCGAGACGAGCCAAUGACAAAAUACUUUUUGUUCAAGCUGGCCAUCAAAGCGGACGACUUAGAGAUGGCGACCGACUGCUUGAGAGGAAUAACCAUCUCCGCAGAACGGAUGAAGCUUCUUCACGCAUGUGUUCUCUGUGCAAGGCACGAAAAAGCACCGCAAUUUAUGGUUCAAGCAAUGAAAAGGCUGGCAGAUACAAUCAACCACGAGCCUUCGAAUCAAGUUCACGCACCGGCUCUUUUCCGCUGCACGAUCCUCAUGCUUCGGGACAUGGUAGAUGGUGCAAACAAAGAUGGAUGCAACCUGGUCCGGGAUGGCGAAUCUACGAAAACAUCACAAGCAACCCAAGACCUCGCCGACAUUUUCAACGGUGGCACGUCAUCCAGCCCAGAAACUCAAACUUUUUUAAAUAUCGUCUAUGCCGUGGAAAGUGAUCGGAGUGCUCACACCGAGGUGGGUAAGGCCCAGUUUACUAUGGAUGAGCUUGAAUGGUUUUGCAGAGCGGCGUACAACCUGGGCCUGAAAUAUUCGGGGACAUUGGACCUGCGGCACACUGUGGCCAUCCUGGAAGCGUGCGUAAAGAUCACCACGCUGUUCCCAGAUGACCAGGAGAUAUGUGCAACUACCGAUAUAUCAUCCAAACGACUCAUAUGUCGAUUCCUGAUCGCAUCUGCAUUAGCUGCUCUGGUGAGGCGACCAUCUAUUUCGGAGUCAGAAGAACAAAGUCUCAAAGAUUGUCAAGCCAUGCGCGAGCAUAUUCGGGCAUUCCAUACUCAGCUCAAAAAACAAGGGAUUGGCGGAAGCGCUCGUUCAUCAGACCUUUUGAGAAAGUCGUCCGUACUAGUUGUGUUUGAUUUUGAAGGUGCCAUCCGUCUUGGCGACUGGGACGAUUUGGAGGAUAUCUGCGAAACAGCCGCCUCCUGCCUUGACUUGGACACGCUCCGCGUUCUUGGAGACUCUCUUCUCCGGUCCCAAGUUCAUGUACCAGGUGAAAAAUUCGUCUCAACAAUGCGCCUCAUAAUCGGCAAACUACACAAGGCGGGUAGCUUCAACGGUGACAAACUCGUCAAAUACUACCGUUGCCUGUUCCAGGCGAUUCUUUACCGUGGCCAUGAUGCUGCCUUCCAGGUAAUAGAAGAGGUCAAGGAGAUGAUCCGAGCCGGCUUGAAUUCCGAGGGUGCAACAAGUUGGCCAGAGGAUGAGCUUCAGUUUCUUGCGGCGAUAUCGUUCAACGAAGGCAUCGACUGGUUCGCUGUUGGCCGCGAAGACCUUGCCCGACAGUGGGUUCUUUCAGCAGCCAGUUUGGCGGACCAGUGCCACGACGGGGGCGCACUCAAGACUUUGAUCAGCGCCAGGUUCGGACUUCUCAAUAUCGGUGACUUGGAGAUCAAGGAGUCCAUCGAGCGAGACAUUCACGAGACUGCUGAUACAAACGGCACAGCGCCUGAUGACGACUCGACUUUUUGA
Molecule: messenger RNA, 1482 nt
Organism: Sporothrix schenckii 1099-18
Lineage: Eukaryota; Fungi; Ascomycota; Sordariomycetes; Ophiostomatales; Ophiostomataceae
Exons: 4
Coding region: 1-1482 (493 amino acids)
Biological process (GO): regulation of synaptonemal complex assembly
Source: RefSeq, a predicted model, not a curated record